UCGAGAGGGCUAGCAUGUUGGUAAUCCUGCUGAACUGCGUUACUCUGGGGAUGUUUCAACCUUGUGAGGACAGCCACUGUGACUCUGAGCGAUGCAAGAUACUGGAGGACUUUGAUGAUUUCAUCUUUGCUUUUUUUGCUGUGGAGAUGGUAAUCAAGAUGGUUGCGCUGGGCAUCUUUGGGAAAAAGUGUUACCUUGGAGACACCUGGAAUCGGCUAGACUUCUUCAUUGUGUUGGCUGGGAUGCUGGAAUACUCUCUCAACCUGCAGAAUGUUAGUUUCUCUGCGGUCCGAACGGUCAGAGUACUUCGACCUCUCCGGGCUAUCAACCGAGUACCCAGCAUGAGGAUCCUUGUGACGCUUCUGCUGGACACUCUCCCCAUGCUGGGCAAUGUGCUGCUGCUUUGCUUCUUUGUUUUCUUCAUCUUUGGGAUUGUAGGGGUCCAGCUGUGGGCCGGGCUUCUCCGAAACCGCUGCUUCCUCCCAGAAAACUUCUCCCUGCCUACCAGUCUAGACCUGCAUAACUACUACCACACAGAAAACGAUGAUGAAAACCCAUUUAUCUGUUCUCAACCACGGGAGAAUGGCAUGCGCCUGUGCACCUCCAUCCCCACGCUUCAUGAAGAGGGCCGACAGUGCCAGCUGGACAUGGCUGCAUACAAUAGCACAGACAACACCACCUGCGUCAACUGGAACAAGUAUUACACCAACUGCUCAGCCGGAGAGGCCAAUCCCUUCAAGGGGGCCAUAAACUUUGACAACAUUGGUUAUGCCUGGAUUGCCAUCUUUCAGGUUAUUACUCUGGAGGGCUGGGUGGACAUCAUGUACUUUGUUAUGGAUGCUCACUCUUUCUACAAUUUCAUCUACUUCAUCCUCCUGAUAAUAGUGGGCUCAUUCUUCAUGAUCAACCUUUGUCUAGUUGUCAUAGCGACACAGUUCUCUGAGACCAAGCAACGAGAGAGUCAGCUUAUGAAGGAGCAGAGAGUGCGCUUCAGGUCCAACGCCAGCACCCUGAAUAGCUUCUCUGAGCCAGGAAGCUGCUACGACGAGCUCCUCAAGUACCUAGUUCAUGUCAUCCGCAAGGGCACCAGGCAAAUCGGCCACCUCAUCCGGGCCGCCAGGCGCCGUGCAGGCCUGCAGAUCUGUGCUUCUCCGGUACUGGAACCACCACCCACGAAAAGACGGCAUCAGAAGCAGCGCCAGGGAUCCAUCCGUCCCAUCAUGCACCAUCAUCAUCACCUCCACCAUCACUACCAUCUGGGCAAUGGGAGCGUCCGUAUUGAUGGGGGCAGAGAAGGGGACAUCCAGAGUUCCCAAAGUGUCAAUACCAGCAACUCUGGGCAUCAUAUGCUACCUGUCAUUGUACCUCAGAAGGAGCCCCUUUGUGGGUCCCUGGGUCCCAGUGGUGCAGAAUCAGUGCAUAAUGUUUAUCAGACUGCGGGCCACCUCGAGCCGCUGCGCUGCAGCCCCUCACCUUGUUCCAUGGUGUUUCAGGCAUAUAAAAGGAACUCCGUGCCAUUUGCGGCUCCAGUACAUAAGAACUACCCCACGUUACAGUCAUCUCUGGCCUUAGAGCAGCUCAGACAGAGAAUCCUGGAGCAAGGAGGAGGCAGUUGCACCGCUAGUGUCCUUACCAACCUAAACAUCCCCCCAACUCCCAUCAACACCUCACAGUGCCUGGUGGAGACACAAGGUCCUCCUGGCAAGAUCAUCUUUAAAGAUGCGCUCAUGAAUCGCAGUGGCACAAAUUUAGACACAACUUUGACCUUUGACCCUGAGACAUGUCCGUAUUGUGCCAAAGCGAUGGCCAAUGACUCCGAGGGAGUGGAUGGGAUUGAGACGGCAGACUCUGACAGUGAGGGCGUGUACGAGUUCACACAGGAUGCUCAUUAUCGGGACAGCAGAGAUCCCAACAGGAAGAAGAAGUUGUUUGCAUUAGGAGCUCGGGCAGCAAAGGUGGUCCUUUUCUGGAGGCUGGUGUGUGACACGUUCCGUAAGAUUGUGGAUAGCAAGUACUUUGGACGAGGAAUAAUGAUCGCCAUUCUCAUUAACACACUCAGCAUGGGCAUUGAGUUCCAUGAGCAGCCUGAUGAGUUGACAAAUGCUCUGGAAAUCAGUAACAUUGUCUUCACCAGUUUGUUCGCACUGGAGAUGCUCCUGAAACUGCUGGUUUAUGGUCCUUUUGGCUACAUCAAGAACCCUUACAACAUCUUUGAUGGUAUUAUUGUGGUAAUCAGUGUCUGGGAGAUUGUUGGCCAGCAGGGAGGAGGUUUAUCGGUGCUGAGGACCUUCAGACUCAUGCGUGUGUUGAAGCUGGUCCGCUUUAUGCCCGCCCUGCAAAGGCAGCUGGUGGUCCUGAUGAAGACCAUGGACAAUGUUGCCACCUUCUGCAUGCUGCUAAUGCUUUUCAUAUUCAUUUUCAGUAUUCUAGGCAUGCACCUGUUUGGAUGUAAAUUUGGUUCUGAGAGAGAUGGAGACACACUUCCUGACCGCAAGAACUUUGACUCUUUGCUGUGGGCCAUUGUAACAGUUUUUCAGAUCUUGACUCAGGAGGAUUGGAAUAAGGUACUAUAUAAUGGGAUGGCCUCCACCUCUCCUGUGGCUGCUCUGUACUUCAUCGCCCUCAUGACGUUUGGAAACUAUGUCCUGUUCAACCUGUUGGUGGCUAUCUUGGUGGAAGGAUUCCAAACUGAGGAAGUAUCCAAGAGGGAAGAUUUGCAUGGCCAGCUGAGCUGUAUUCAGCUGCCUAUAGACUCAGGGGGUGAUGCCUCAAAGUCGAAUUCUGAAGCAGACUUCCAUGCACGGAGCUUGGAGGAUGUUUCAGGACAUAAGAAGGAUCUGUCUGCAUUAUCUGUUGUGCCCAUCAAUGGCCAUGUGGAUUUAAAGAGCAGCCUGACCCCUCCCCUCAUCACUCACACGGCUGCAACACCCAUGCCCAUCCCCAAGAUAGCAGGAGGAGGAGACCCGGUGCUAGGUGAUGAAUCCCGCAGAGGCAGCGGUGUCUCAAUGGAUCCCAAUGGCCAAGACAAAUCUCCAUCGAGUGUACGGAGCUCCCCAAAUGCCCCCUGGAGUUCAGCCAGUAGCUGGAACAGCAGACGCUCCAGCUGGAAUAGCCUGGGCCAAGUCCCCAGCCUCAAGAGGCAGAAACGCCAGUCUGGCGAACGGCGCUCCUUGCUUUCUGGAGAUGGCCAGUCCAGCUCCGAUGAGGGAGAUGCAGGAGAGAGCGCAGGCGGCGGGGGUAUGUCUGAGGGUGAUGAUGCCUCCCUCGCCAGAACGGACUCCCUGAGCCAGAGGCCUCGGCACAGGCGCAUGGAAUCCCUGGAGACACGCAGCUCAUUUGAUCUGCCUCCAGACACCCUGCAGGUGCCAUACAUGUAUCGUUCAGCCAGCAUACACAGCACCCGGCCACCCAACUUCCUCAGCAAUGGCAAGAGUUCUUCAUCAGCAGCCACCACACAGCUUUCUCUAGAUGAACACCACAGCGAGGAUGACAAUGCAGAUGAUGAAGGAAACCUGAGUCGGAUGGCUCGUCUCUACCGCUGGCUAGAGCACAAGCAGCCCCAAUGGUGUCGGGAGAGGGUCACCUGGUCUCUUUACCUGUUCCCCCCUCAAUCACGGUUUCGUGUCACCUGCAAUAAAAUCAUCAGUCACAAGAUGUUUGACCAUGUGGUUCUUCUCAUCAUCUUUCUCAACUGCAUCACUAUCGCCAUGGAGAGGCCCAGAAUCGACCCCUCCAGUGCUGAACGCAUCUUCCUGACGUUGUCCAACUACAUAUUUACUGCCAUCUUUGUGACUGAAAUGACAAUAAAGGUGGUCGCUUUGGGCUGGUGUUUCGGGAAGAAGACCUACCUGAAGAGCAGCUGGAAUAUUCUCGAUGGUAUGCUGGUGAUGAUCUCUGUGAUUGACAUCCUGGUAUCCUUGAUCUCCAACAGCGGCACUAAGAUCCUGGGAAUGCUUCGGGUGCUGCGGUUACUGAGGACCCUGCGUCCGCUCAGAGUGAUCAGCAGAGCUCCAGGACUGAAGCUGGUUGUUGAGACACUGAUGUCAUCACUCAAGCCAAUCGGGAACAUUGUAGUUAUCUGUUGUGCCUUUUUCAUUAUUUUUGGCAUCUUGGGAGUUCAGCUUUUCAAAGGAAAGUUCUUUGUGUGUCAGGGGGAGGAUACGAGGAACAUCACUAACAAGUCUGAUUGCCUCCAGGCUAGCUACAAAUGGGUCAGGCACAAGUACAACUUUGAUAACCUGGGGCAGGCCCUCAUGUCCCUUUUUGUUCUGGCUUCUAAAGACGGUUGGGUGGACAUAAUGUACGACGGACUGGAUGCUGUCGGUGUCGAUCAGCAGCCCGUCAUGAAUUACAACCCAUGGAUGCUGCUCUAUUUCAUCUCCUUCUUGCUGAUCGUGGCUUUCUUUGUGCUCAACAUGUUCGUUGGCGUGGUGGUUGAGAACUUCCACAAGUGCCGGCGGCACCAGGAGGCCGAAGAAGCCAAACGGCGUGAAGAGAAGCGCCUUAAACGCAUGGAGAAAAAAAGGAGGAAUGUAAUGCUGACCGGUGUCAGUUGGUCCAGUCCCGAUCACACACAAGAAGCCCAGAGUAAACCCUAUUACUCAGACUACUCCCCUACACGGCUUCUCAUCCACAAGAUGUGCACCAGCCACUAUCUGGACCUGUUCAUCACGAUUGUCAUCGGGCUCAAUGUCAUCACCAUGUCCAUGGAGCACUACCAACAAUCUAAGGUUCUGGACGAGGCUCUGAAGAUCUGUAACUACAUUUUCACAAUCAUAUUUGUCCUAGAGUCUGUCUUCAAGCUUGUUGCUUUUGGAUUUCGACGCUUCUUCAAGGACAGGUGGAACCAGUUGGAUCUUGCCAUUGUUCUGUUGUCUAUUAUGGGCAUAACACUGGAAGAAAUUGAGGUCAACGCUUCCCUUCCCAUCAACCCCACCAUCAUUCGCAUCAUGAGGGUGCUGCGGAUCGCUCGUGUGCUGAAGCUACUUAAGAUGGCAGUGGGAAUGCGAGCUCUGCUAGACACUGUGAUUCAGGCACUGCCUCAGGUGGGGAAUCUGGGUCUUCUCUUCAUGUUGCUUUUCUUCAUCUUCGCUGCUCUGGGAGUAGAGCUGUUUGGUGACCUGAUAUGUGAUGAGCUGCACCCCUGUGAAGGUCUCGGCCGUUAUGCCACGUUCAAGAAUUUUGGCAUGGCUUUCCUUCUGCUGUUCCGUGUAUCCACCGGGGACAACUGGAAUGGCAUUAUGAAGGACACGCUCAGAGACUGCUCCCAAGAUACAGGCAUCUGCUACAACACGGUGGUGUCCCCCAUUUACUUUGUGUCCUUCGUUCUGACGGCUCAGUUUGUGCUGGUCAAUGUGGUGAUCGCUGUGCUCAUGAAACACCUGGAGGAAAGCAACAAAGAGGCCAAGGAGGAGGCUGAGCUGGAAGCCGAGAUGGAGCUUGAGCUGGAGGCUGUGGGUGGAGAUGGAAGAAUAUCCCGAGGGCACAUGCCACCUAUGGGACAUGGUGACAUUGGUGGAUCAGGAGGGUCACCUUGGAUCUCAAGAGACUCUCGAGAUAUCUCGGGACCUCUUUACCCCACAGACAGCCCACCUGCAGACAUACGCAGAGACUCUGAAGAUCACAUGAAGACUGAUCCCGAUCCUCCUCAUAAUUUGGAGCCGCCAUUAGAGCGGAGGCCUAUGUUUGACUCAGUUUCCCUGGUGAUCCAGGGCUCAUUGGAAGGAGAGCUCAGCCUCAUGGACAACCUAUCCGGCUCCAUCUGCCACUACUACGCUCUGCCCCCCCUUCACAGCAAGCACUGCACUGAGAAACAGAUUCCUCUAGCCGAGAUGGAGGCUCUAUCUCUGGCGUCGGAGAAAUCCUGGUCCUUAGCUCUGACGGAUGACUCUGUCCCAGAUGAUUUUAACCCCCUCUUACUAACCAGUCAGGAGUGCAAUACCACAGCUCCAGCAGAUCCCACAGACCCCCAGCAACCAGACAAGCCAGCGGAUGAGCACUUACUGUACGUGAAGAAGACCUCAGUGGGCCGCACACAUUCUCUGCCCAAUGACAGCUACAUGUUCCUGCCGCUGCAGCCCAACUCAACCCACAGUACUCACACAACUUCACCUCACCUCACUCAAACAGGCUCUACAGGCUCUAUCCAGUCUCAAACAGAAGAACCCACAAAGCACUUGACUGUGCCCACCGAUCUGUUCAGACCGAUCAGUCCUCAUAGCCUAUCAGACUCAGAGAGCAUUCCACGAAUCCCCCCACCUCGCCGGGCACACACUCUCACACGAACCCUACGCAGACAGGUGGCAGUGAGUGCUGACUCUCAGGAGACUCUAUACACAGAGGGAGGGGAAAACGAGGGUCCCCUGGGGCUCAGGGAACUGUCGGACCCCCCUGUCAACCUUCCACCUCAGCAGCAGCACCAGCCUUCCCUCUUCCUGGUUCCUGCCACACCAGGCGCCUCCCCAAAACCAUUGCGACCUAGUGUCCACACGCAGCACAACCCCUUCGAUCAGUAUAAUGUGUUCUCCAGUCGUUCCUGCUCUCCGCCCCUCUCAUCCCCGGCCGCCAGGAAGCAGGAGGAAACAGACUCUGUGGAUCAGGAGGUUUCCAGAAUCAUCCGGGCGGGGCUUGCAGGGAGGAGCGACGAUGGGAUCAGAGAAGGGACAGGAGAUCAAGGUGCAAGACGUCAGCUUAAGAAGUACCACAGUGUGGACACUCAGGGCCAACGAUCUCUGCUGUUACCACGGCCCUUGUCCUGGCUUGAGGACCCACGUCGGCACUCCAUCGAGGUUUAUUCGUCCAUGCAAAGCAGUCCCCAGUGCAGUUCAAUCUCCUCCGGCUUCGUCUCACAUGCCGAUAGCCUCCAGCAACAGUCCUCACCAUGCAGCCGCAAGAAGAAGAUGAGUCCGCCGUGCAUUUCUGUGGAUCCACCCGAAGGUUCCAAGCUUCCGGGAGGCUUUCAUGCUGCUCUGGGGAUGGUGCCACCCCCGUUGCCAAUUCGGGACACUUGCCUGAGGAGGCGAGCUCAUUCCAGUGACUCCAAAGACUCAUUUGAUUUGGGUGGAGGAGAUGGGCUGCCUCAAGAGUGCGUCCCGAACUCCAAGCUAUUGACUCUGCCUAGCUUGUCUUUUGAGAAAACAAGCUCUGAGCACUGAACACUUGACUUACCCAUUCACACACACGCACACACAUGACACGAUGCACUCUGUGUAUCCGUGAUGGUGAUAGUAAUAGUAAUAAUAUCUUAGAGAGUAAUAAUGCUAAAUGCAACAAUGGUGAAUACUCCAUGAUCAUGAGGAAUAGUAACUAUACCUUGUAUUUUUUUCGCUACUGCCAAAAGAACACAAAAAGACAUUUUGCUGAGGAUUAAACAAGUCAAUAACGGGACUCUCUCCCCUCAAAGAUGCCAGCGGAUCUGUUAGGCAACCUCAUGACCUCCUUGUGGAGGUGAGCGCAGAGCCCAGGGGAGGGCGUCCCCUACUCACCGUUGUGAAGACUUCACAGCACUGUAUUGCUGAACUCCCUAAAGGGCACUGAUGAAGGUAUAAAGCAAUAUGAACGUUUUAGAGACACUAUUUUCUUAAAUUAUUGGAUGUAGACUUUUUUUCAAUUUUUGUUAUAGUUUUGUCUUUUUGUGAUUUUCUCUUUUUCUCAAUGUUUAAAUCAUUUGUUGUUUGCUUUAUUUUUUCACCGUAGAAUUUUUUAGCCUUCUUGUUUUAACAAAGACAAAAAGAAAGAGAAUUUUUCAAAAUGCUGGGAUCCAUGUUUUUGUAGGGAUAAUGGUAUUAUUAUUAUUAUUAUUAUUAAUAAUAAUAAUGGUGAUAUUAUAUAUCUCUUUAAAAUAAAGCAUUAAACAGCUCUUUGUUUUUUAAGCACAA
Carassius carassius (crucian carp) is the source of this 7877-nucleotide messenger RNA. RefSeq names its product voltage-dependent T-type calcium channel subunit alpha-1G-like. Gene Ontology annotation, biological process: calcium ion import; sodium ion transmembrane transport; membrane depolarization during action potential. Gene Ontology annotation, cellular component: neuron projection; plasma membrane; voltage-gated sodium channel complex. The record is from RefSeq and is a predicted model, not a curated record. Lineage: Eukaryota; Metazoa; Chordata; Actinopteri; Cypriniformes; Cyprinidae. Bases 15 to 7154 code for a protein of 2379 amino acids. The transcript is spliced from 37 exons. Gene Ontology annotation, molecular function: voltage-gated sodium channel activity; low voltage-gated calcium channel activity.